Messenger RNA from Oncorhynchus mykiss (rainbow trout), 1540 nucleotides. RefSeq names its product UBX domain-containing protein 10. NCBI's taxonomy places the organism in Eukaryota, Metazoa, Chordata, Actinopteri, Salmoniformes, Salmonidae. The record is from RefSeq and is a predicted model, not a curated record.
UUACGCUGCCUGCUGAAAAAGCUUGAAAACUUCCCUCGAGUGUUGACAAGCAAAAAAGAGACUGAUCUAUCAGCUGAAAUGCAAGGUAUGCUGCAUAUGCUUGUUAGUAUUCUUAUCGUGCACUAUCUGUAAUUCUAGUGACAAGUAUGUCCCCUCUUUGUCACCUACUUGGAUCGUACAGCUUAGUUACCUAACGUUAAUUUGGUAACGUUAAAUGGUCAACAAGGAAAUCAAAUGGAAGACAUUUUCUGUCAUUGGCAUGUCAAGAUUAGUAAUCUUUCAAGCUGGCCAGUGCUCUCAAAAAGGGUUAACAGCUACUGGGCAUGAAGACUUUUGAGCCAACCCUGAUGAGCAGACAGUAACAGAACUUUCAGCGGGGAUGUAACAAAAGCCUGCACACCCAAAGGCUCUCAGCAAGAAUGCCAUUCACAGUGUGACUAUGAUGAGACAGAGAAUGUCACAGAAUAGCUAUUACAUUUAUAUUUCAGUUCUCUCUUAUCUCCCAUCUUUUAGAGUUGAGUCACAUCUAAAACAUUCGACUGCUGUGGAGAAUGCAUUUGACUAGGCCAAAGUCCUCGAAAGGGCGUAGUCGACCCAACCUGAGUCACACGCCAAACAUGGAUGUGGCUGACAGCUUCCACAACACACCACUGAUCCCGAAGCCUCCUUCAAUGGGCUACGACAGGUCAGAUCGUUGCCUCCGCUCCCGCUCUCAAUCCCUCUUCAGGCAGAGCAGCCAGCUGAGCGUGAAACAAGACCCAGACUACCUAGAUACUGUUCCCAAGGUACCCUCUCUUCCCUUCCCUUGGAACAAAUACAAGCCCCUCCCCUCUAUUGAGAAGAAGAUGUCAGAGGAGGGUGUCUCUUUGAGGGGCAUGGAGGAGAAGACAUCCAAGCUCAGUCUGUCCGACAGCCUCAUUGUCCAGGCUCGGCAAGGGCACGGGGAGCAUCAGCUGUCCUCAGUGAGGACCCGAGCAGAAUCCCGGAGCAACCCGGAGAUAGGCAACGUGUCAGAGGUGCUUUGCAAGGUCUGCCCCACUCCCAACCUCAGCGUGAUGGCCACAACCCCAGAGGCAGAAAGCCCACCAUUAUUCUCCCCUGGCAGUCCUGAUCCUUUGAGCUUACUCCUUGCCAUCCGGGCUCCGUGUGGUAGGAGGUUUGAGUACCACUUCCUACCCACAGACACCCUACUGACGGUGCUUGCCAGUGCAGAGGCCAGGUAUGAGGCCAGAUAUGAGCAUAGUUAUAUUGAGAUCGUGGAUGGCUACGUUAAGAGUGUUGUGGAUAGACCCCUCCGAAGGACAUUCACAGACCUGAACAUGACUUUGGCCCAAUGUGGCAUCUUAAAUAGAUCAGUACUGUGCAUCUUUCAGGAGGAUAUGGACUCUGCCUGAACUCAAGAUGGAUGACACAGUAUAACAAACAUUAAAGUUAUGACAAGUAGGCCUAUAUAUUAUAUUAACAAUGAAGCCAUAUGUUUUUAGAGGAAAGAGUGCUUGUUUCCAUUGUAAAGAGGAGCUUAGGAAGGUGUGUUUUGCAU